Aaosphaeria arxii CBS 175.79 is the source of this 528-nucleotide messenger RNA. RefSeq lists its product as uncharacterized. The transcript is spliced from 2 exons. Lineage: Eukaryota; Fungi; Ascomycota; Dothideomycetes; Pleosporales. The record is from RefSeq and is a predicted model, not a curated record. The coding region runs from base 1 to 528 and encodes 175 amino acids.
AUGAAUGCUACAGUGCGGCGUCGUUACACCGAAAGGAUUCGAGCUCAGCGGACAGCGGACAACGGACCGGUUGGAGACGAUGAGAGGUGGAUGUCGGGUAGCAAACCACUGUUGGCGAGCCAUGAUCCGAGACUGGCCAUUCACAAAGUGGCAAUUCUGCCAAUUCACAUGCAAAGUCAGGGACCGAAGCAGGGCCCCCUUGGCCGACGCGCAACGGCACGAGAGGACGACGAUAAACCUUGCCGUGGACUAGAAAUCAGACCAGUAAAGGCGAAGGUGACGGCCAGUAACCGGGGAAAAGAGCUGAUGCAAAGGAUCCGCCAUAUGUACACUAUCGUCCAUAUGUACGAUGCACGGGGGUCAAGACGGUUCGAGAAGGACUCGCAGGACAUGGGUAAAAGCCGUUGCAAGUUAAUCGCUGCUGAGCACAAGAAGCAUGGGGCCAGUCAGUGCGCGGGACAGGAGAUGGACCAAGCAAGUGCGGGCGAGCCGAGGAGAAGAAACUAUCAAUUGAUGCUUGCUGUGUAA